CCAACUCCGAGCUCGUUAAAGAGUUUGCGAAUGUGAAAAAGGGCAGGGUUCGCCUUCUCCAAAUGCGCAUAGUUGAUGAGGAAAUUAGCCUGAUCAAGUCGGUCAAAGUGCACGGGAGCUGGGAGGAUGACUUUGAUGCCAACGUCAAGCCAUUACAAGAUGCCCAUUUGGCUUCAUACAUUCUAUACAGACUUGAUUCCAAAAAACACGACGCUUAUGAGUGGCUUCUCUUAACAUGGAUGCCCGAAUCAGCUGACGUAAUUUUCUUUAAAGCCGACAUUUGGUUGGCUACUUUACGCCGACAAUUUGGGGACGACUUUUUGGCAGACGACGUAGUUUGUCAUGAUGCGUCUGACCUGAGUUUGGAGGGAUACAAAAGGCACCUGGCCUCAAAGGCUGCUCCCGCACCGCUAACUGCAAUGGAAGCCGAAUAUCAGUUAAACAGUGAGGCCGCUACGACACACAACUCUUUUGCUGAUGUAAGCAGUAGCUUCGGUGGCAUCGCUUUUCCUCUGACUUCGGAAGCAAUUUCUGCGGUUGAAAAGUUUGCCCGCAAGAAGCUGGUAUACCUUCAAUUUGUAAGUGGUUUCCUUUAUAAGCCAACUUUUAUAACCUUAUGCGUAAUUUACCGAUCCAUUUGA
Molecule: messenger RNA, 641 nt
Organism: Dibothriocephalus latus
Lineage: Eukaryota; Metazoa; Platyhelminthes; Cestoda; Diphyllobothriidea; Diphyllobothriidae
Source: the annotation of a GenBank genome assembly